CCAGAUCCUCCCAGCACUUUCCCGACACUUGCUCUGUGUCGACUCACGUCUGGGAAAUCUCCGGUCCGGUAUAAAACCCACCGCCAGGAGGAAUUAGUCCGAGGUUCAAGGGAAAAAGGCAGCGUACGCUUCGGAGAUUGCGGUUGGGUCGACGGCGACUGACUGCGUAACGGUGAUGCGUCUAAUCCAAAAGAGAUAAAGUUUAUUAAAACAUUAAAUUUGUAUUUUUUUUGUAUUUUUAUUUAUUUUAUUUUUUUUUAAGAAAAAGUUUCGCUCAGGGUUUCUUGGCACACAUACAGGACUUUGCCUAGUGUUAAAGUGAGCGGGACAUGGCAGAGGGAGACUUCUACACGUUGGGGAACCGGCAGCGGUUUCCCAGGGACCCGUUUGGAGAGUCGCCGUUCAGAGAUCAGUCUCCGUUCAGGGAUCAGCUCGCGUCGCGGUUUAUAGAGGAUGACUUUGGGAUGCCGCCUUUCCCCGAUGAGCUGGCGAUGGACUGGCCGGGCUGGGCUCGGCCGGGUCGGCUCAGCUCGCGCCUCAGCACCUCGCCCUUCAGCAGCGGCUUACGCACGGGCUUCCCCGCGCGUCAGUCCGCGGGAGGCCCCACGGUGUACACCAGCCGGUACGGCGAGCCUUCCUCCCGGAGCUCCCCCAUCACCACCGGGGGGGAGCCCUGGAAAGUUUGCGUGAACGUCCACAGCUUCAAACCAGAGGAACUAAACGUCAAAACGAGGGACGGGUUUGUAGAGGUGUCAGGGAAGCAUGAAGAGAAGCAGGAAGAGGGAGGCAUUGUGACAAAGAAUUUCACAAAGAAGAUACAGAUCCCGAUAGAUGUGGACCCCCUGACAGUUUUUGCCUCCCUGUCCCCCGAGGGCGUCCUUAUUAUCGAAGCCCGGCAGACGCCUCCGUACUACCUGUUCAGCAAUGACCCCUCCCAGCCUGGUGACACACUAGAGGUGGAGGCCCAGAAGCCCCAAGAGGCCCCGGUGGUCUAAACUGCCACCUGACAAUUAACAUUAACAGAUCAUCCUGCGAAACUGAUUACUAGUUUGGUAUAAAAUGUGUGGCCUUCAGCUUCAUGUUGUUAGACACCUGGAAUCAAAUUGUGUAAAAUAUGAAAGAAAAGUCCAGUUUGAUAUCUUUCUGAAAGCUGCACAAGGCAAAAUUGAGUCACAGAGUUAAGCAACCGGUUUUCUGAAACUUAAAGAUAAUUUAUAACCGGUUGCCCUCGUUGCAACUCUCCUAUCCAUCACUUAUUAUGUAUGAUUAUUGACGUACUUUCUAUCAGAUGUUUAAACAGAAUGUUUUGUUGCAUUAAGAGAAAAAAACAGAUGUUAUUUCUGACCUUUCAGUCACAAACUUGAGAAGGUUUUUUGUUUUUUUUUGUUUUUUCAUGGCGUGGAAGGUGAUCCGCAUGGUCUGAAGAGUCUCUGGAGAGGUUUAUGUAUAUCUUCAGAUCAGUAAAUGUUCUGAAUGUUUUUUUUUUUCAUUUUUAUAAAAAUUAAGGCUGAGCUCUGUGACGACGACAAAACAAGGCAAAAUUUUUGGGGUACUGAAGAUCAGAGAUUUUCAAAAAGCUACAACUUCCGGAACCCCUCGGUGUGUUAACUUGUCUUUUACUGCUUGAAUAAAAUAUAAUGGGUGCAGUUUGAGCGUGUGCAAGAGCUGCUGGGCCACAGUGAUAUCCUCAGUAAUCCAUGACACUGUGUGAACCUCUCAAGAUCAAAAUUCAUACUUGUAUUUAUAUUACCAUGCCAUUCAUUUAGUGAAACAGUCUUUGCAUUAAAUGUGUUUAAUGUGAUUUUUUUUCUUGUGAGAAGUGACGAUGUGUCUUUAUUAACUUGAGUGCCUUGACUUCCUUCAGUCCACAGUUGUUUAUCUUUUGAGUUAAUGAAUGUCACUUAAACUGACAAGAAACGAAAGUAAGUUACCUUUUGUGGCUUCAUUAGAAGGUGAAUUGUGUGCAUCCACACUGUGUAUUGUAAAUAUACUUCAAUAUGUGCCAAUUCAUGAAAAAAUACUCAUCUGAAGUGUUCCAGGUUUUGCAAUAUGGUUUGCAUCUUUCUUUUCUAUUCGGGCGUUCAGAUAAGACGGCUGCAUGACUGUUGGAGCGGACAGACCGCGCUCAUAUGCCGAAGACGUUUGUUUCCUGCCUUCCUUUCUGUUGAUGUCUUUGUAUUGGCUGACGCAAUAAAAAAUGUCCAGCCAGUCUCUCA
Molecule: messenger RNA, 2216 nt
Organism: Acanthopagrus latus (yellowfin seabream)
Lineage: Eukaryota; Metazoa; Chordata; Actinopteri; Spariformes; Sparidae
Gene: hspb8
Product: heat shock protein b8
Exons: 3
Coding region: 330-995 (221 amino acids)
Biological process (GO): cellular response to unfolded protein
Cellular component (GO): protein folding chaperone complex; cytoplasm; nucleus
Molecular function (GO): protein homodimerization activity
Source: RefSeq, a predicted model, not a curated record